ACAUGGUGUCGGAGUUCACAGGGGAGCUGCUGACAUUCGCCCUGGGCCACGUGCCCACAGAGCACAACACGGUUCUCUUCAACAUGCCUGCUAACAAACACGACAUCGAAAACCUUGUUCGCAAACAGAGGGAUAAGGACGUGGUGCUGUGGUUCAAGACCACGUGGGAGCGUGUGUCCUUUGAGCCACACACGGACGACAUAGCGCUGCAGCAGCUGCCCUACAAGCACGAGUGGCACUACCUCGCCGCCAGCAUUGUGGAGCGCCUCCCCAAGCCCUUCCUCGCGGUGCACUUCCGCUCCGAGUUCAUUGCCUUCAGAGUGAUGUCGGACAACCAGCUGCUCCCAAACGGGCACAGCAACGCAACGAUGCUCAAGCAGCAGAUGCAGUGGUGCACGGAGAGUGCGGUGCAGCACAUCAACGCGGUAAAAGCAGCAGCAUAA
This is a messenger RNA of Closterium sp. Naga37s-1, 443 nucleotides long. The record is from the annotation of a GenBank genome assembly. NCBI's taxonomy places the organism in Eukaryota, Viridiplantae, Streptophyta, Zygnematophyceae, Desmidiales, Closteriaceae.